This is a messenger RNA of Symbiodinium necroappetens, 291 nucleotides long. Lineage: Eukaryota; Dinophyceae; Suessiales; Symbiodiniaceae. The record is from the annotation of a GenBank genome assembly.
AUGCGUGAGGCAAUCUGCAUCCACAUCGGUCAGGGCGGCGUGCAGAUCGGCAAUGCUUGCUGGGAGCUCUUCUGCCUCGAGCACGGCAUCCAGCCGGACGGCCAGAUGCCAUCCGACAAGACGAUCCAGGGCCGCAGUGAUGCAUUUAAUACCUUUUUCAGCGAGACCGGGGCGGGCAAGCACGUGCCACGCUGCGUGAUGGUGGAUUUGGAGCCUACGGUCGUGGAUGAGGUCCGUACAGGCACGUAUCGCCAGCUUUUCCAUCCGGAGCAGCUCAUCUCCGGAAAGGAA